AUGGGUAACGACGGAGGCAGUAUUCCUACGCGACGCGAGCUGGUCAAGGAAGCCGCUCGAAACCCGACUGCCACUGAACUCAAGGAUAAGCAGAAAGAACACCUCGCACAUCGAUGGUCACAAUGUCCGGUAUCGCACAGACCGCUCGCCAAACCAAUAGUCUCAGACUAUUCAGGGGACCUCUACAACAAAGAUGCCAUCAUCCAAUUCCUCUUGCCGGCCGAAGCCAGUUCGAUAGACAAGCAAGAAUAUGAGAAGUUUAUACAAGGACGUAUCAAGAGCCUGAAGGACAUUGUGGAAGUCCACUUCGAGGUCGAGCAUGACGAACAAAGAAAGACAGAUAAAUGGAUUUGCCCAGUCACAUCAAAGGAGCUGGGACCAAAUGUCAAGGCGGUCUACCUGGUGCCCUGCGGCCAUGCCUUCUCGCAAGAGGCCAUCAAAGAGAUGAAGAGUGAGGGGAAAUGUGUCCAGUGUGCUACACCAUAUGAAGAACGUGAUGUCAUCCCUAUACUGCCCAGUACCGAGAGAGACAAGGCCUUUGUGAUGGAGCGCAUGGACACUCUCAAGUCGCUGGGGUUGACCCAUUCUCUAAAGAAGGCGAGUGGAAGCAAGAAGCGAAAAGCAAAUGGUGAAGGCAAAACCGAGUCAUCAACCGGACUUUCUGGAGAUACGAAAGAAAACAAGACGAAUGGCGAGAGCAAACCUGCUGCGGCAAGUAUCUCACAGACGGGGACGCCACAGUCUGGGACGUCAACACCGAGAAGUGCAAGUGGUAUAAAGAACGCGGCGACGGCAGGUCUCACCGCUCGCGUCCUCGAGGAGGAAGAAGCCAGGAAAAAGAGGCGACGCGAGAAUGAGAAUAUCAGCUCCUUGUAUACCACAAAGUCUGAGGGACAGGGGAGUAGAGGCCGUGAUUUCAUGACCAGAGGCUUUACGAUCCCAGCAAAUGCACGGCAUCAAUAA
This is a messenger RNA of Exophiala xenobiotica, 963 nucleotides long. RefSeq lists its product as uncharacterized. The record is from RefSeq and is a predicted model, not a curated record. Gene Ontology annotation, cellular component: nucleus. Gene Ontology annotation, biological process: mitotic DNA replication termination; site-specific DNA replication termination at RTS1 barrier. Bases 1 to 963 code for a protein of 320 amino acids. Lineage: Eukaryota; Fungi; Ascomycota; Eurotiomycetes; Chaetothyriales; Herpotrichiellaceae. The transcript is spliced from 2 exons.